ACGAAUACCAAACAGCCGCGUUUCUCCGCACAUUUUUCUUUCUUUCGUUUAAUUUUUGUAGAAAAUGUAAAUAAUGGCCUUCCAGCUGGACGAUCUUCUGAAAGAAGAUAAGAAGGAUGCAAAUUUAUUACCUGACCUAAGCAAAGCAACCUGCAACUCUCAAGAGGAGUUCCGACGACUUCUUGAAAACUGCCCCGAAUUUAAAAUUAAACCAGAAAAGGUGAAAAAGGACGAUGCAAAAGUACGUGAUAAAGAAUUUUCCUGGAAACCAACCAGAAAGGAGUUAAAAGCACUUGGAAAAGAAUGGAACUAUGGAAAUCCAAUACCUCCGGAUAUGAGAGGUUUAAAUCUUUACGAAUUGCAACAGGUUGCUAUUGACUGGCGAAUGUUAACACCUAUCAGACCAAAGCAUCGACAAGAUGAGGAAAUGUUUUCUAGAUUGGUGGAAAUGGGAAAACUGGAAGUAAAAACAAUUACCAAAGAACGACGAUCGACUAUAAGCCCUAUUAGACGUAGCAAAAAUCGGGCAGGUAUAAUUGAAAGUAGCGUAAAGAUUUGUGCAGACUGUGAGGAAGAAUAUUGUUUCGGUGAGUCUUGUGGCGAUGUUCUUUACGAUUUAUAUGUGCGGGUUGCUGUUGCAAUUCAACAACCGAAAGUGAAAGUGUCCGCCGACACUGAAGCGAUAAUAGCUAAUUUGGAUCGCAAGAAAAAGCGAAAAAGAAAGAGAAGGAUAAAGAGUAAAAGUAGAACACCUAAACGAAGUGGCAGACUAUUAAUUCGGAGCAAAACAAAGAAAUCUAUGGGCAACGAUUUAGGGAGAAAAAGUAAUAAAGGCAAAAUUGAAGACGAUGAGAACGAUUCAAAGCCAGUUAAACCAUUUAAAAGAAAGUGCAGUAAAUACACUAAGAAAGGAUUUCGAAAGUAA
Habropoda laboriosa is the source of this 925-nucleotide messenger RNA. RefSeq lists its product as uncharacterized. The record is from RefSeq and is a predicted model, not a curated record. Bases 74 to 925 code for a protein of 283 amino acids. NCBI's taxonomy places the organism in Eukaryota, Metazoa, Arthropoda, Insecta, Hymenoptera, Apidae. The transcript has 4 exons.